Molecule: messenger RNA, 4747 nt
Organism: Psylliodes chrysocephalus
Lineage: Eukaryota; Metazoa; Arthropoda; Insecta; Coleoptera; Chrysomelidae
Source: the annotation of a GenBank genome assembly
UGGAUUCUGUGCUUCCGUUUUGUACCAUUUUUUUUUGUUUUUUAAUAGCGACCAUCCUGCAAAUGACAGAUGUCAAUUUAGUGUGACAUUUCUCCAAGUGACGUGCGACGUGAUUGAUGUUUAUUAAUUAUUUUUACUAUCUUUUCAUCUUUUGUGAUAAAAAUGGUGUUUUCAUAUAGUUUGAUCGUUUGAUUAUACACCGUUACUGUGAAAACCAAAAUGGAUACCCAAGAUCAACCAAACUCCAUAUGUCACGUCCAGUCCAUUCACAUGUACCCACUGCAGCCAUCCAAUGUAAAAGAUGUCCCGUUCGGUCUACUAUCCGGCGAGACGGUCCUUCAUUCCGGAGACUCUGUAGACGGCGUGGUGGUGGUCACUACUUACCGCCUCUAUUUGCUGUACAGGAACAGGCCGUACAAUAUUCCGAUUUCUCUUAUUGAGUUCGUCGAGAUCAGGGAACUGUUUAAUUUGCACAUUGGGUGCAAGGAUGCCAGAACGUACCGCUGCACAUUUGAGAAUAACGAAAAAUGCCAGAUUUGGUACGACCGCAUCCUCAAGGCUGCAGAUCCGCCACGUCAGUUGGAGCAACUAUUCGCAUUUUACCAUUGCAUAUGGUCCAAAGAAAAAGGCGGCGAGGAAGUCAUCAUGCGCUUAGAAAACCAACGCCAGUACACUUUUGAUAGAAGACUGUUCGAAAAUGAGAUGUGCCGCCUUGGAUUCCAAGGCCAUUCUUGGAGAAUUUCCAAAGUCAAUGAAAAUUAUAAAUUUUGUCCUACUUACCCGCCCUAUCUCCUCGUCCCAUCCUGUAUAAAUGAUGACAUGUUGGAGAGCGUGGCUAAGUUUCGCAGUUCAAGAAGAAUACCCGCCGUGGUGUGGAGACAUUCUAGAAAUGGGGCUGUCAUAGUCCGAUCCAGCCAACCGGAGGUCGGUUGGCUAGGCUGGAGGUCGGCGGAAGACGAAGAUCUCAUAAAGGCUAUAUCAGAGGCCUGCAAUUUCGAUCGUUCAUUCAAGCAUUUCGAAAAAGUCGACAAAGUUGACAAAGACUCCUCCAACUUAUCCUGUUCUCCUGGUUCCUACCACUCAGACGAAUCUUUGCAAAUCACGAACAACGUCAUUGGGUCCGAGAAGAAGUUUUUAAUUAUGGAUGCUAGAUCCUAUACGACAGCGGUGGCCAAUAGGGCCAGAGGUGGAGGUUGUGAAUGUCCUGAGUAUUAUCCUAACUGCGAAAUUCAAUUUAUGAAUCUUGCCAAUAUACAUUCCAUCCGAAAGAGUUUUCAUGCCUUAAGACAACUUUGCUCUUAUCCAGGUGGAGAUCAACCCAACUGGUAUAGCCAAUUGGAAGGGACCCGUUGGUUAUCUCACAUGUCUGGCCUUAUGAAAGCCGCAGUGACUCUGGUGGCAGCGGUAGAAAGAGACGCAAGACCCGUUUUGGUACAUUGUUCGGACGGUUGGGACAGAACGCCACAAAUCGUGGCACUAGCAGAGAUCAUGCUAGAUCCAUACUAUCGCACUAUGGAUGGUUUUCGCAUUUUAAUUGAAAGAGAAUGGCUGGCUUUCGGUCACAAGUUUGCCGAUAGAUGCGGUCACUCGUCAGGUAGCGACGAUCAGAACGAACGGUGUCCAGUGUUCUUGCAGUGGUUGGAUUGCGUACACCAGCUUCAAGUACAAUUCCCGUGCGCCUUCGAGUUCUCCGAACUCUACUUGGUUAAAUUAGUUCAACAUGUGUAUUCAAAUUUGUUUGGAACGUUUUUGUGUAACACGCAGCGGGAGCGUUCGAAGAUCGUUUACGGGAAGACAUUUUCUAUUUGGGAUUUCUUGAAUUCGCCUUGUUUCAGAAACAAUUUAUAUUCGGCCAGUGCGAACAUAUUCAAUAGAAGGGUUCUAUGGCCGCAGUGCAACAUCAGAGACUUGUGCUUAUGGAACGAUCUGUAUUUGGGUUCCAUCGAGGAGGAAUACAGCAUUGAGGAGUGCUCGAACUUUUAUCCGGAAACGCGCGAAUCUUCGCCGAGUUAUAUGACGAAAACGAGAUCGUACGGGGAUUUGAUUAACGAUGGCGAAAAUUGCGCAUAUCACUACAGGCGGUCCAGCGAUCCUAGUAUCAAAUGUGAUCCGAAACUGGCAGCUCUGAUCGCCAACAACCCGAAUCUAAACGUUCACACGGACCACCUGAACUCCAACCAACAGAACUUCCUCGCCAACUACUUGGACGAAGGAGAUUGCAACCAGGACUGCAUGUUCAAUGGUGACACCAACGGCGACUCAAGCAGCACCACCAUCGACCAAAUGGCCGAACUGGAAUCUACAGACUUUGGGGAUCCCCUGCCCCUGUCGACGAAAAUGUGUCGGGAUUCUCCGACGGUGGAAUCAAAAUCUAAAGACUACAGUGGCGUGCUGGCGAGCGAGAUCGCCAAAUUGUCUGUUACUAGCGACGCGAACGUGGAGUUUUUUCGCGAAAAUAAAGAAAAGACUGUCGGAAUGGGUGAUAUAAAUCAUAAUAGCGGAGGGGAUGACGAGACUUCUUGUUUAAGUGAUAAGGAAAAAGACAUUUCAGAGAGUGAUAAUUCGAGUGCGUUGGCUACUGCGGACGUUGUGGAGACUUUUUUAGAUAUGGAGAGGUCGAAUGAGACCAGUACUGAGACGCUUGUUGGGGAAGAAAGCAUUUGUCCUAAUCGGUGUAACGGCAACGUCAACACCACCCAAGAUAGAGACAGUUCGAAAUAUUCGAAUUCUCCACAUCUGACGACGACCAGUAAUGGCUGGGACAAUUCCUUGCACAAUUUGACGCAGCAACAGAACAUUUAUACCUACCAGAAUCCCCUAGGCGAGGACGGCUUGGUUAUCCUCAGGUCUGUUGUACAAGAAAGGCUGAAUCAAAUUAUCGAAGAAAAUAAUAGAAAAAUUGAGAUGCUUGAAAAAGAGUUGCACAUAACCAGGCAAAAUCUGAUCAAGCAAUCGCGCCUCAGAUGCAACCAUAUUGACUGUGAUCGACAAGAUGAUAAUAAUUCCGUGGUUGAAUCAACCUGUAGUACUAGUGAAGGACAAGCCUCGGCGGCCGGUGAAUCGUUGCGUUCCGAUCUGUCGUGGGUGGCGGUCGAGGAGGGAUUGACCACAGAUUGUCAUCGGACUUUAUGGGUACCUGAUCACGCCGUAAGUAGAUGUACCGGAUGCAGCACCGAGUUCUGGCUCGGAAGAAGGCGGCACCAUUGCAGAAAAUGCGGCAGAAUCUUCUGCGCGGACUGCUCAGAGAACAGCACGCCCUUACCCUCGGAGCACCUCUACAACCCCGUUCGAGUGUGUACGAACUGUUAUACGGAACUGCAAAUGGAUUGUUCAGAAAUUCCGAAUCAAUGCAAGCAUACUAACCCCCAACCUACAAAUGCAAAUACCCAAAUUGCAGCUUCAAGUAACUAAAAACAAAAAAAAAACGUAAUGUUUAUUAUUUAUUAAAUUUUAUUAUACCGUUGUUUGCGGCGAUCUGAAAGGGAGAGUACAAAAAAAUAUGCAAUUUCAAAUGGAUUUUUAAUGGUAUUUAUUUUUUUACUAAACAAAAGUUUAAUAUUUGAGGUUUUCUAUGAGCAAAAGUUGAUGUGCUGUUGCGCCACCAUGUCAAGAAAGUCACAUGACAUCUGUCAUAAAUGUCAUAUGUCUAAAUUCUCAGUUGUCAUUUGUCAUAGGUAACUAGAUUGAGACCUCGUUUACAGAGGACGUGUUACUUAAGGACUUUUAGAAUUUUUAACUGUUGUAAUCGAUUUUAUAUAAAACUAUGGUAUGGACAGAAUCUUUUUUUUUUUUUUCAAUGCUAUAUUUUUAAAUAAUUUAAAUCUUUUUACCACAAAAAUCUAUAAUUUUUUUGAUGGUAAAAAUGCUUGCUAAUGAGUAUAUCUUUAAGAAAUUGCUUGCUGCUAGUUCUACCAAAUUUUCUUCCUUAAAAAACCAGAUAGUGACAGAAUAUCGUUGAACAAAGUCCUAACAUAUUUGCAAGUGUAAAAACUUCGCAAAGGUAUUAAGACAUUGUCAAAAUAAAAAAAAUGCAAGCAGAUAAGUUAAAAAAUUUAAAACUUCUUAGUGUAACACCUUGUAUUUGUAUUGCUACUUAAUAAUUACCAUUUGUAUUUUUUACAUACACUGCCGAUUAGAGCAUACUAUAAAUAAUUAAAUUUCUAUUUCUAAGGUAUAAAACGAUAAAUUGACAAUUGACACUGUUGGCAUAUGACAAAUAACAUUAUUCACGUUUUUCUAAUGUUUUAAACUGUCUACGAUUUUACUAAAAAAAAAUUAGAAACAAAAAAAUUAACAAGGAAAUUGCAAAUACUUUUUUUUAAAUAAAUUAUUCAUGUUUUGUAUUGUUUAUUAAUUUAUGUAUAUAUAUUUUUUAAAUUAGUGUUUUUUUAGCUGUCAUUUUUUACUUGCGUUCAGAAAUGUGCGUUCAAUAUUAAUAUAUAACAACAAGUUUGUAUUUUUUCUAAGUUAUCGAAAUGAAAACUUACAACCAAAGUUGAAAUUGUCCAUAAUUUUUUUUGUAUGGCAUUUGUUGUCACAUAUAAUUCCUUUGAGGUCAUCGCACAGAGUUUUGUAUAAAAUUUCGAUACAUUGAGAGAUUUGUAAAAAAAAGGGAUUAAGAAUAAGUGACUAGUGUUUUUUUAAUUUGACACUACAAAAUUGCUGUUACAUUGUCCAAGAGUAUAUUAUAAAUUUGUCAUUAGGUAUAUUAAAGAUAUUUAGUGAAUAAAACUUAUUUUAAAUUUAA